Molecule: messenger RNA, 1095 nt
Organism: Darwinula stevensoni
Lineage: Eukaryota; Metazoa; Arthropoda; Ostracoda; Podocopida; Darwinulidae
Source: the annotation of a GenBank genome assembly
AUGGGCCUCGAAGAAGUCCGGCACUGGCCGAGGGUCCCGAUCGCGGGGCUGGGAGAGAUCUCGGGAGUGGACGUGGACCCGAACGGACACCCGGUCGUCUUCCACCGGGGAGAUCGCAAGUGGGACAUCGAUUCCUUCGACGGGAGGCACCGGUACCAGGGAAUCCAGAGCGGGCCGAUCCCGGUGCCGACGGUGCUGGUGUUGAACCAGGAGACGGGGGAGGUGCUUGGGGAGCACGGGAACGGGACCUUCUAUCUCCCGCAUGGACUCACGGUGGACGCGAAGGGGAACUUCUGGGUCACCGAUGUCGCGAGUCAUCAGGUUUUCAAGUUCUCGCCCGACUGGAAGGCAGAGCUGAGCCUCGGCGUGGCGUUCCAACCGGGCAGCGACGAGAAACACUUCUGCAAGCCGACCGACGUGGCCGUGUCCGAGCGGACGGGCUCGUUCUUCGUCGCCGAUGGGUACUGCAACAGCCGGAUCCUCAAAUUUCACGCCAACGGGACCCUCCUCGACCAAUGGGGCAAAGGGGAGCUGGCCGUGCCCCAUAGUCUGGCGCUGGUGGAAGAUCGGGACUUGCUGUGCGUGGCGGACCGGGAGCAUUCAAGGAUCGUCUGCUAUGGGGCGGGGCUGGCGAGGCCAGAGGAGGCGGGGAGGGUCGUGCUCGACGUUCCCACGAGGCGGGCGGGGCCCAUCUACGCCAUCGCGAGCAGAGGUCGCUAUCUGUACGGGGUGACCGGCUACUCCGCCGGCCUCCUCGAAAGGACUCCAACCGGCCUGGUGUUCGACCUCGAGGACGGGAAACUCCUCCACUCCUUCGCUCCCACCCAGGGUUUCGAGAGUCCGCACGACGUCGGGAUUUCCAAGGACGGCUCCGCUCUCUAUGUUGCCCAGCUCGAACCCUCCAAGCUCUUCAAAUUUCAUCUCUGAAUUCCGUUUCGUUUUCGAAUUCCGUUUCUUCUUCGAAUUUUCUCCAUUUAUUCCAUUUCUGUUUCCUUCGAUGGCGAUUUGUUCUGAAAAAUUUUCGAUCUCGAUUCGUUCAUCUCGGAAAUAAAUGUCUGGUCUCUCUCGGUUCUCAUCUCCUCCGAGGUUUUUUUU